AUGGCCCAUGAACGAACUGAAAGGACUGUGGCAGCAUGUCUGAGUGAAGUGACUGAUGGAUAUGACUUGUACAGAUCAGCCAGGACCAAGCAGAGGCACUCUGUGGCACCUGCUUCACCAGCCCUGAAAAGGGUCAACAAAGACACCAAACCAGGUGUGGAUACAAAGCAGUCAGCCAUCUUCCGUCUAGGGCCAAGAGAACAUGAGUGGCUUGUGAAGUGUGCUGCAGGACAGCAGGAUCAAAUCUGCCAGCUUCUGCUCCAGGACAUCAAGCUGGCAGAGAAGAGAAACUUCAUUUCUGGCUUCACAGUACUUCACUGGGCUGCUAAACAAGGAAACAGUGAAAUGGUGCGCAAGAUCUUUCUUCUUUCACAGCAAGGUGGGCCAGGGGUUGACGUUAACAUCAAGAGCUAUGACGGCUACACCCCACUACACAUGGCUGCUAUUCACAGCCACGAAUCAGUCCUGAGUGUUCUGGUGCGUGAUUAUGGUGCCAACUGCAACAUACGUGACAACAGUGGCAAAAAGCCCUAUCACUACUUACACAAGGACGCCUCACCCAAGGUGAGAGAGCUGCUCGGAGACCCUCAUGCUGCGGAUUACAAGCCCUCAGGCCAUGAGCAGCACUUUUCCAAUCCAUCCAAAGGGCUCAGCACUUUGAGUAAACUAUUUCAGUCCAAGCACAGAAAAAUACUCAGAUGCGGAUCAAGAUUCCACUCAGGCUUGAAGCAGCUUGACCAGCCUUGA
This is a messenger RNA of Electrophorus electricus (electric eel), 747 nucleotides long. The record is from RefSeq and is a predicted model, not a curated record. NCBI's taxonomy places the organism in Eukaryota, Metazoa, Chordata, Actinopteri, Gymnotiformes, Gymnotidae.